Messenger RNA from Labeo rohita (rohu), 5696 nucleotides. It is a transcript of the gene slc6a4a, whose product is annotated as solute carrier family 6 member 4a. Gene Ontology annotation, molecular function: serotonin binding; serotonin:sodium:chloride symporter activity. Lineage: Eukaryota; Metazoa; Chordata; Actinopteri; Cypriniformes; Cyprinidae. Gene Ontology annotation, cellular component: neuron projection; membrane. Gene Ontology annotation, biological process: sodium ion transmembrane transport; serotonin uptake. Bases 839 to 2767 code for a protein of 642 amino acids. The record is from RefSeq and is a predicted model, not a curated record. The transcript has 14 exons.
ACGUGCGGAAGGGGUUUUAAAGACCUCCGAGGAACGGUACCUUUUUGUUGGCUGUUCCAUGAAACAAUUAUGCCUCCGAGUCCUCAUCCCAACAGAGACUGAUUCCAAGAACUCUCAAGUUCAGUGCUGACAUGGGAUGUUUGUGCCCUUAAUUCUUCACAUCCCGAUCUGCCACUGGUUAGCAAGAAAGUUAAAGGGGAGUGCAUUUGUCACAGACACAAUCUAAGCUUCUUAUUUCCCUCCUUUAAAAUCUGUUUCGCCUAGUUGAGAUACCUUCGCCCAAUCCCUCUGUUUCCCUCCUGCCUUUCAGUUCUUUGGACUUGCGGAUUAACCUACUAGCUAGACAGAUUGGAAAGACUGGCUGUUCUCUAAACUGUACGUGUAACUGAAUGUCUGUGAAGUGGGGUUCUUCGAGGAGAGCUACUGCGGGAUUUAAAACAGGGUUGUAACAUCUGUUACAUCUAGCUAUAAAACUACGUCAACCCCACACGGAUGUUUGAGAGAAUAUUAAGGAAGAAUCUUCAGAUGAAAAAAACUGGAUGUAAUGGAUCCUCAAACAUCAGUUGUUAUGUUUAACAAUGCGUGAGUGCUUAUGUGUAAUUAUUUAAGGAAAAUUAUUUGUAUUGUCCCUUGAGGGACGCUCCAAAGGUCUCCAAAAUUAGCAUGAACUGCAAAACUCAACUUGACAUCUGAGGUUCAGGGCUCUCCUUGCACUCUCCAUCCCAGCCUGCUCCGUUCCAAACCCGGCCCCUCUUCUCCAGGCUCUCUAUCCCCUCAUGGGCGCGAUAUCAGCCAGUGCAAGAGGACCACCGUCUCAACCCUAACAGCCGUCCUCACCAUGGAGAUGAAACAACCAAUGAUGAUGAAUCGAGAGCAGGAGAAAGAACAGGAGUCGCAGGAAAACGGAAGGCUGGUUGCGGACAGCGUUGCGGAAAAGGGGCAGAAAUCCUGCUCCGGGCCUGGGCAGGUCUCUAAUGGUUAUCCCAGCACAUCCCCGCAAAGCCCCAGGGAUGGCGCGGGUGCUGGGACGGACAGGGGUGGCACCCCUGGGACAUUCAGGACUCUGGUGGUUCAGCAGACCAGCUUGGAUCCACCUAGGGAGACUUGGAGCAAAAAGAUGGACUUCUUGCUGUCGGUGAUCGGGUAUGCGGUGGACCUGGGCAAUGUGUGGCGCUUCCCUUACAUCUGCUACCAAAACGGAGGGGGUGCCUUUCUUCUGCCGUACCUCCUGAUGGCUGUGUUCGGUGGCGUGCCGCUGUUCUACAUGGAACUGGCUUUGGGCCAGUUUCACCGCAGCGGGUGUAUCUCCAUCUGGAAACACAUCUGCCCCAUCUUCAAGGGUAUAGGCUUCGCCAUCUGCAUCAUUGCACUCUACAUUGCCUUCUACUACAAUACCAUAAUGGCCUGGGCUCUCUACUACCUCCUGUCCUCCUUUCGUGCCACGCUGCCCUGGACCACCUGCGACAACAAGUGGAACACUCCCAACUGCACCCACUACCUGUCCACCGACUUGAAUGUCUCCUGGACCAACAGCUCCAUCUCUCCCGCUGAAGAGUUCUAUAUACGGCAGGUCUUGCAGGUUCAUCUGUCGCCUGGUCUUCAUCAGUUGGGCUGGGUGAGCUGGCAGCUAGCCCUCUGUCUGUUGUUCAUCUUCACUGUUGUGUACUUCAGCAUCUGGAAGGGGGUCAAGACCUCCGGCAAGGUAGUCUGGGUGACGGCUACCUUUCCGUACCUGGUGUUGCUGAUCCUGUUGAUAAGAGGGGCCACUCUGCCGGGAGCAUGGAAAGGAGUGGUCUUCUACCUGAAACCUGAUUGGCGCAAACUUUUAACCACUUCAGUUUGGCUUGACGCAGCUGCACAGAUCUUCUUCUCUUUGGGUCCAGGCUUUGGCGUUCUCCUGGCCUUUGCCAGCUACAAUCCCUUUCAUAACAACUGCUACAAAGAUGCAUUAGUCACAAGCUCAGUGAACUGUUUGACCAGUUUCCUGUCAGGCUUUGUAAUCUUCACAGUUUUGGGCUACAUGGCAGAGAUGCGGCGACAAGAUGUGGAGACUGUAGCUAAAGAUGCUGGUCCCAGUCUGCUGUUCAUCAUCUAUGCUGAGGCUAUUGCCAAUAUGCCGGCUGCUACGUUCUUCGCCAUCAUAUUCUUCCUCAUGAUAAUUAUGCUGGGGCUGGAUAGCACGUUUGCAGGUCUGGAAGGGGUAAUUACAGCCAUGUUGGACGAGUUCCCCCACCUGUUGGCCAGGAGGAGAGAAUGGUUUGUGCUCGGCCUAGUGUGUGUCUGUUAUCUGGGCGCCCUCUCCACUCUUACCUACGGAGGUGCGUUUGUCGUUAAACUAUUUGAGGAGUAUGCCACGGGCCCUGCUGUUAUCACCGUAGUCUUCCUCGAAGUCAUUGCUGUUUCCUGGUUCUAUGGGACGACACGUUUCUGCAACGACGUGCAGCUGAUGCUUGGCUUUGCUCCUGGUGUGUUUUGGAGGGUCUGCUGGGUAGCCAUCUGCCCCUGUUUCUUAUUGUUCAUUAUUGGGAGUUUCCUGGCAGUCCCUCCUGAGGUAAAGCUGUUUGACUACCUGUACCCUUUCUGGACCACAGUUCUCGGCUACUGUAUUGGAGUCUCCUCCUUCAUCUGUGUGCCUUCUUACAUGGUCUACCAUCUACUCACCACCAAAGGGACCUUCAAACAGCGUCUGCUAAAGAGCAUUACCCCUGAGCCUCCAGGGUCCAGCGGCCCUCAAAGAGACACAAUUGUCAUCACCAACGCCGUGUGACACAUUCCCUCUUCUGCUGGACAUGUAGCACAAACGCAGGAGACCCGUGUCUCCUGUAAGGGCCUCGGCUGACCUCCCUUCACACCUCAACCAAGAGGAGUCUGCUACCUGUAUUGUGUGACGGUGAGGCCAGGCCUCCAAAAACAGCCAUUGUUUUAUUUUUAUUCUUGCCGUCCAUGUGAAUGACUGUCAUAGCUCAUGAGUUACUGACUGCCAUGUUUGUGUUUUGUCCAUCUGUUGUUCAUUUCAGAUCUCCAUAAACAAUUAAUAUAGAUAAAUUGCUCAUGACUGUGUACACUAAUGUUGAAAAGUUUGGGGUCUGUAAGAUUUGUAGCAUUCAUCAAAGAAGAGUUUUCAGCAUUGAUAAUAAGAAAUGUUUCUUGAGCACCAAAAUGGAUCGUGUGACAUUAAAAAAAUCUUACCAACCCCAAACUUGUUUAGUGAAAUUUGAGAUAAGAACAGGAAUGGACACACAAAUGGUUCAUUUACUUUAUAAAAAUCUAAAAUUUAUAUAGAUUGUUUUUCUACAUUUUCUUUUUCCUUAAAUAGCAACUAAAUACAUAAAGAUUGUUAUAUUAUGGUUUUGUGACCAAUUUUCAGGUAUGUUUUACAUGUAUACACAUUUAUAUGAGGCCAAAAAUUUUGUUUCUUUAUUGUUAUUAUAGAAAUGUGUAAGUAUGACUUCAAAGAAGCUGAUUAUGUGGUUUAGGGACUGAAAGCAUCACUUAAUUGUGGAUAUAUAUUCUUAUUUUCUUUCUUUUUUGUUAAACAUUUUUUAUUUUAUAUUUUGGAAAGGGUAAAAGUAGGAAUGUAACAGACAUUUUUAUGAGAGAAGCAAGCACCCAAAUCUUAUGUGGCCAGAUGUGUUUGUUUGGGGGUUUUUUUUGCACAGGUGUGUAUGUGUGUGUGAGUGAAUAUGAGUGUAUGUGUGCGUCUUUGACCACCAUGCCCAUAUACAGUUGAGGUCAAAAGUUUUCAUACACCUUGCAGAAUCUACAAAAUGUUAAUUAUUUGACCAAAAUAAGAGGGUUUUAGUACUGACCUGAAUAAGAUAUUUCACAUAAAAGAUUUGCAUAUAGUUUAUAGUCCACAAGAGAAAAUGAUUGAAUUUAUAAAAAUGACCCUGUUCAAAAGUUUACAUACGCUUGAUUCUUACUGUGUUGUUACCUGAAUGAUCCAAAGCUGUGUUUUUGUUUAAUGAUAGUUGUUCAUGAGUCCCUUGUUUGUCCUGAACAGUUAAACUGCCUGCUGUUCUUCAGAAAAUUCAGGUCCCACAAAUUCUUUGGUUUUUCAGCAUUUUUGUGUAUCUGAACCCUUUCCAACCAUGACUGUAUGAUUUUGAGAUCCAUCUUUUCACACUGAGGACAACUGAGGGACCCAUAAGCAACUAUAACAGAAGGUUCAAAUGCUCACUGAUGCUCCAUAAGGUAAAACAAUGCAUUAAGAGCCGGGGGGUGAAAACUUUUGAAUUUGAAGGUCAGGGUAAAUUUAACUAGCUUUGUCUUCUGCCAAACAUGUAUGUAUCUUCUGUAGCUUCUGAAGGGCAGUGCUAAAUGAAGAAAUAUGAUAUUUAGGCAAAAUAAGAAAACACAUGUACACAUCUUCAUUCUGUUCAAAAGUUUUCACCCCCGGGUCUUAAUGCAUUGUGUUUCCUUCUGAUGCAUCAGUAAGCGUUUGAACCUUCUGUAAUAGUUGCAUAUGAGUCCCUCAGUUGUCCUCAGUGUAAAAAGAUGGAUCUGAAAUACACAAAAAUGCUAAAAAACCAAAGAAUUUGUGAGACCUGAAGGAUUUUCUGAAGAUUAGCAGGCAGUUUACCUGUUUAGAACAAACAAGGGACUCAUGAACAACUAUCACUAAGUAGAUCAUUCAGGUAACAACACAGUAUUAACAAUCAAAGUGUAUGUAAACUUUUGAACAGGGUCAUUUUUAUAAAUUCAACUAUUAUUUUUUCUUGUGGACUGCAUGUAAAUGUCUUUAAUUUUCAUUUUGUAUGAUCCCUCUUAUUUUGGUCAAAUAAUUAACAUUUUGCAAAUUCUGCAAGGUGUAUGUAAACUUUUGACUUCAACCGUAUAUGUAUCAGAUAUUAAGUGUUUAGCCUACUUUUGGAGGAUAUGUACCAAUUGUUAGGCAUAUGUGUAUUUAUUUGUGGGACAUUUGUUGCAUUUCAUUCACAUUAUGUUUAUUUUAUUUACAACUGGAACUUGCCUACCCAGUUACCACUUACAUGUAGCAUUUACAAGAAUGGGACCAAAUAUUCAGCACUGAGGGAGCAAAUGUAAUUCAAACAAACAACAUUGAUCAACCACUAGCACGUUCCUCAACGUCAACGGGGGGCUUCGGCAUUUAUAUUUACAUAUUUCUUUAUGUGAGUUACACAAAGUAGCAGAAACCAAAUACUAAUGUGCUUGUUACAAAUGCUUCAGCCUUGAUCCUCAAGACUUUUUCAUGAAAAAAAGGUGUGACUGGACAUCUAAGUAUGUGCAUGUGUACUUUGUGAGUCUUGCUGUUCGUGCGGUCCGGCGUUCUGUGCUGACUCGUUGAAAUUUGUAGAGUGGGCAAAUGUGAGGACGUCGAUUUCUCUGUCGAACUGACGUGUGAGCUGUACAUCGAGGUAGAAAAGUAAUAAGCCAUGGUCAGUUCCGUCAGUGUGCGUGUGCAUGCCGUAGACGUGAGUCUAUAUUGUGCAUCUGUGUGUGUGUGUGAGUGUGUGCGUGAGUGUGUGUGCGCUUCAGUCCAGUGCUGACCUUUCCUCUUCUUUCUCAGCAGAAUUUACUAUUCUGUCUAUCAAAGUAUUGAAAAUCUAUUGUACUUUAUAAAGUCUAACUUUGAUCUAUGUAUGUCUCCAAGACUGUUAUGAGAAAAUAUGUAUAGGACGAAGACAUAUAUGAAUUAUUAGAGAUAUAAAAUAAAGGUAUAUGUAUUAAUAAUG